CGCUCCCGCACCUCCUCCGGCUCUGCAGCGGCGGCGGCGGCGGGAGGCGAGGCGGAGCGCCCGCGGCAUCGGGAGCCCGAACCGAGCCGGGGUCGGGGCACAGCCAGCGGGGACCCUCGGAGGCGGGACCCGUGGGACCGCGAUGGGCGUGGAGAUCGAGACCAUCUCGCCGGGAGACGGAAGGACAUUCCCCAAGAAGGGCCAGACGUGUGUGGUGCACUACACAGGAAUGCUCCAAAAUGGGAAGAAAUUUGAUUCAUCCAGAGACAGAAACAAACCUUUCAAGUUCAGAAUUGGCAAACAGGAAGUCAUCAAGGGUUUUGAAGAGGGUGCAGCCCAGCUGGGUCCUCUUUCUCCUCUCCCAACCUGCCCCAUCCCUGCUAGAUGAGCUUGGGGCAGAGGGCGAAGCUGACCUGCACCCCGGAUGUGGCAUAUGGAGUCACUGGCCACCCCGGUGUCAUCCCUCCCAAUGCCACCCUCAUCUUUGACGUGGAGCUGCUCAACUUAGAGUGAAGGCAGGAAGGAAUGUAAGGUGGCGGGAGAUGGCUGCUGCUCACCCUCCUCGCUGCUCUGCCACUGGGACGGCUCCUCCUGCUUGGGGCUCUUGAUCAGUGCGCUGCCCCACGACAUCAUCCAUUCUCUCUGCCCAAGCUGCUCUGUAUGUGUUGGUCAUUGUUCACGCGCAUCUUUGCUUGAGGAAACUUCGGUUGCAGAUCGAAACAUUUCAGGUUGUACGUUUUGCAUGUAAUAGCCAUUCUUGAGAACACAAAAUUUCUUGUUUGCACAAUCUACACUGCCUUACCUUCACUUAAGCCAGACACACAAGGUGCUCAGACACGAAAUGUACAUGGCGUACACCGAGGGACUUGAGUCAGUUACCUUUGCUGUCACUUUCUCUCUUAGAAACUGUUGGCUGCUGACUUACAAACUGUCCUCUUUGGAAAUGACGUGUAAAAUAAAGGCUCUGUGCUUGACAAA
Molecule: messenger RNA, 978 nt
Organism: Pipistrellus kuhlii (Kuhl's pipistrelle)
Lineage: Eukaryota; Metazoa; Chordata; Mammalia; Chiroptera; Vespertilionidae
Gene: FKBP1B
Product: FKBP prolyl isomerase 1B
Exons: 4
Coding region: 143-388 (81 amino acids)
Biological process (GO): regulation of cardiac muscle contraction by regulation of the release of sequestered calcium ion
Cellular component (GO): sarcoplasmic reticulum membrane
Molecular function (GO): peptidyl-prolyl cis-trans isomerase activity
Source: RefSeq, a predicted model, not a curated record